Molecule: messenger RNA, 2638 nt
Organism: Helianthus annuus (common sunflower)
Lineage: Eukaryota; Viridiplantae; Streptophyta; Magnoliopsida; Asterales; Asteraceae
Product: G-type lectin S-receptor-like serine/threonine-protein kinase At1g61550
Exons: 7
Coding region: 11-2539 (842 amino acids)
Biological process (GO): protein phosphorylation; recognition of pollen
Molecular function (GO): ATP binding; protein serine/threonine kinase activity
Source: RefSeq, a predicted model, not a curated record
AAAGAUUGGUAUGGGUAUUGGAAGAUCCAUUGAAGAAAACCACAUUUGCAUGACAUUCUUGUAUGUCUUGAUCAUUUCCUUACGAUACUGCACGGCAGCCGACACAUUACUUAACGAUAGUCCCAUCUCCUUGACACAAACUCUUGUCUCUUCCAAUCAAGUUUAUGAGCUAGGCUUCUUCAAUCCAGGUAAUUCCACAAACCGAUAUCUUGGUAUAUGGUUCAAAAACAUUACGGCAAAGAAAAUUAUAUGGGUCGCAAACAGAGAAAAUCCACUCUCAGUUUCCGACAACAGGUCUAGCCUAACCAUUGCCAAUGAUGGGAAUCUGAGAAUCCUAGAUGGUGAUCAAAAAACUCUCUGGUCAACAAACGUACGAGGCCAGUUCAAUGAAACAAUUGCACAGCUUACAGAUAUGGGAAAUUUUUGUAUUAAUGAUACCGCUUCCGGAUCGAUUUUGUGGGAGAGUUUUGAUUAUCCUGGUAACAGUCUAUUACCAGGCAUGAAGCUGGGAACAAAAGGGAAUACACAAGGUAAACAUUUACUGUCGUCAUGGAAAAGCGAAGAUGAUCCAACGCCUGGAGAUUUUGUAGCUGGACUUUCGGCAGAGCAGCCGCCACAAAUUUUCGUAUGGCGUAAUUCUAAGCCAACCUGGAGAGGUGGGCACUGGGAUGGAGGGAAGUUCAUAGGUAUACCGGAGCAGGAUGCUGGGUACUCGGAAUUAGUAACUCUCAUACCAGGGAACUCACGAGAGGGAGCGUAUCUCGUUGUUAACCUUUUAAACUCGUUUGAUAUCAAUUGGUUGUAUUUACAACCUGAUGGUGUGUUUCAGAUGAAAUCCCGGUAUCGUGUUAAUGACACAUGGGGUACUAGUUGGGAAGUACCACUUAAUCCAUGUGAUGUUUAUGGAGCUUGUGGUGCUUUUGCAAUUUGUACAUACACAACGUCUCCUAUUUGUGCCUGUUUGAGAGGGUUUGUACCACAGAUGAAAGACGAAUGGGCGAAAGGUAAUUGGACCAGGGGUUGUGUAAGGAGAAGUGAACUUUUUUGUGAGAAGAAUGAAACUAGUUUAGCUUCUAGUAACACUAAACCCGAUCAGUUUCACGUGCUAAGAGGGAUCAAGCUGCCAGAUCAUCAUCAAUAUUUUCCGUACAUGGAUACUGAUGAAUGCCAGCAAUGGUGUAUGGGUAACUGUUCUUGUAAGGCGUAUGCGUACGUGCAAGGGAUUUACUGUAUGGUUUGGACAGAAGAGCUCGUGGAUAUUGAACAGUUCUCAUAUGGAGGGCAGAAUCUGUCCUUGCGCCUUUCUUAUGUGGAUUCAGAUCCUAACACAAAUUUAGGCGAAAAACCAAAUGGACCAGCAUUACGCAUCAGUCUCAUAACCAUAGGGGUUGUGCUCCUUUUGGGCGCCUUUGUGUUUUGCUUAUACAGGUGGACAUCAAAUAAGAAAGGAAGGGAAACAAACUUAUAUCACUUGAAUUCAGAGGAUGGACUUGUUUUGAGGGACACCCUACAAGAAGAUGUGCUUAGGCAGGACUCUUCUGAAUUACCUAUAUUCGAGUUUAAACAAAUAAUAGCUGUCACUGACCACUUCAGCUACAAAAACAAACUUGGUGAGGGAGGAUUCGGGGCGGUAUAUAAGGGAAUGCUAGAUGAUGGACAACAAGUAGCAGUGAAGAGGUUGUCAGGUAACUCUGGGCAAGGAAUUGAAGAGUUUAAGAAUGAAAUCAUGUUGAUCUCCAAGCUCCAACACAGGAAUCUUGUUAAACUAUUGGGUUGUUGCGUUGAAGGAAAAGAGAGAUUAUUGAUUUACGAGUACAUGCCGAACAAAAGCUUAGACACUUUUCUCUUUGAUCCAAAGAAACGCCGCCAACUUGAUUGGGCAACACGCUUCAACAUUAUUCAAGGGAUUGGUCGAGGACUUGUUUAUCUCCAUCGAGAUUCUUGUUUAAGGAUCAUACACAGAGAUUUAAAGUGCAGCAAUAUUCUUCUGGAUGAGAAAAUGAAUCCCAAAAUAUCAGACUUUGGAUUGGCUCGAAGUUUUCAAAUCACACAAGAGUUGGCGAAUACUCGCCGAAUUGUUGGAACAUAUGGAUAUAUGUCUCCUGAAUACGCCAUGGGAGGAGUAAUUUCAGAGAAAUCAGAUGUAUUUAGUUAUGGGGUAAUGCUGUUAGAGAUUAUGAGUGGCAAAAGGAAUACAGAAUUUAUACAUCAGGAACAAAUCUAUCCUCUCGCGCACGCAUGGAAAUCAUGGAAAGAAGGGAGAGGAAUAGAGUUGAUGGAUCAAGAACUGGGAGGGUCAACUUGUGUAUCAGAGGGUUUGAGAUGCAUACAUGUGGCACUUCUUUGUGCCCAGGACCUGCCUAAAGAUAGGCCAACAAUGACAGAAGUAGUUUCUAUGCUAUGCAGUGAAACUCAACUCCCAGAGCCAAAGGAGCCCUUAUUUACUUUGCAAAGGCUGUCUGGUAACAGCACUAGACAGGAAUAUAUAAACUUGUGUUCUAUAAAUGCAGUCACUAUAUCCAUGAUUGAAGGGCGCUAAUGAGUAGAGGGUAAUUAUAAUUUUAUAAAAAAUAUCCUUCAAUUUGUUCUUUGUAUUUAUAGAUGUAAGAUACGCGUACAAUAAUUAUUAACUUUAACA